CUGUACCAAAUCCACAUAAACUCGCUCCGCCCAUCCUUUAACUAAUACUUAAAAGCCAACAAUCCUUUUGUACUACAAGUUCACACAUCCAUGGUAAUAGUCAUGGAUUAAACAUCUAUGAAUAUUCGCCAUGUCUGUCGUAGCUAAUUACAGCGGACGUAAACCGAACCUUUUGUCGGCUUGGCGGUAAUUUUUCGGCCCCGGCCUGUACCAAGCACAGGCGAUCUCGAGUUAUUCCACGGACUUAUCUCCAGCUGGUUUCCCUGUAUCCACUGACUUCCUGUAUUACGCUCUGUCUUCUGUUACCGCCGACCUAAGAAACCUACCCCCCCACCCCCCGAAGCGGGAUAAUUAAGCCUUGGUUGGCGGCCCCAAACGCUAUCGGCGCCGAAGGGAUAGCGCUGAGCUCACGGCUACUGGCUACUGUGAAGGACCGUGACAUUCCUCAGUGCCCGGCACUGUCAGUGGUGCACAUCGUUCGAGGAUGAAGAUUCUUCAAGUUUUUGUAAUCCUCUCAGCCGCUAGUCUUUUACAACAUGGUGAAGGCGUUGCACCGGAAGAAGUGAGCGACCUCCUGGACAACGCACUGACCGUCUGGCGCGAGGCUAGGGACAUUCUGAAUUCUGCGUGCAGCCUGCAAGCGAUGACAGAACAGGAACAAGAACUCCAACGAAUUGUGAGCGAAAUCAGGGUAAUGCGGGCAAGACUUCAGAGACUUCCUGCCCCACAGCAAACACAGUCAGUACACGGGCUCACUAUAGAACUGAGGCAGCUAGAGGAGAACAUAGGAAACACACUUCAGGAAUGCAGGAAUCAGAUAGACGCAGCAUCUGAGAGUACGACCCCAGAACAAGAAAACACCGGUGGCCGGCCCCGAUACGUCGUAGAUCCGGGUUCCAUGAGAGCAAGUUUCGACGCAGGAGUCGCGUUUAAUGUUCAAGCAAGAGUACAAGGAGUGUCACAGUCUACAAUGUACAGGAGGAGACGGGAGAUGGGGUUUCUACAACAAAACAGAUACACCAACAUAUCCGAUGCCGACCUCGAUCAAAUGAUGACCCGCAUCUUGGCAAGAGAUCCCAACUGUGGUAGAUCCAUGGCCUUGGGGGCUCUGCGACGGGAAGGAGUGACUGUCGCCGAAAGAAGGGUGUCUGAGUCAUUGCGACGCGUAGGCGGUGCCCGGGUAGGAGCGAGGUUCCCGAUACCAGUUCCAAGGAGACCUUACCGCGCAGUCUGUCCAGGUAAGGUGGUAGACCCUGGCCUUGUGCCAUGAUUAAGCCAUAUCUACUGUAAAAUAUAUGUACAAACGAAAACAUGAGAUGUGGAAUAUGUCACAUUCGAGCAAAUACUGCACGGCAACACUUACAUGUACGACAGUCGUUUUGUUGCGUCUAUGGCUCGUAUGAACGGUUACAAAGGAAUUAUACAGAAAAUAAGACAAUUAUGACUACAGCUAUACAAGUAGCGUAACUACUUAUUCACACUGCUGUGUCGGGCAGACAGUACAAUUCAA
Molecule: messenger RNA, 1510 nt
Organism: Branchiostoma belcheri (Belcher's lancelet)
Lineage: Eukaryota; Metazoa; Chordata; Leptocardii; Amphioxiformes; Branchiostomatidae
Exons: 3
Coding region: 485-1270 (261 amino acids)
Source: RefSeq, a predicted model, not a curated record